CGAUAUUCAUUCUACCAGCUACCAACAGCAUAACACCCGUAUUACCUUUCUAAUGAACUUCUUUCUUACUUUACGCAACCAAAUAUUUUGAACAUUCACUAGUGUCAUUCUAAGUACUGGUAGAAAGAAAUUGAUGUAGUUAUACGAUAUCGAACAACAUAUUGAAGAUAAUAGGGAAGUUAAAUUAAAUAGUACGUAAAGUAACAAAGUAUAUCUGACGUAUUUUCAAAUAUACACGUAUAGGUGAUUAUUCGUAAAGAGUGCUAGUGUAAAGUGCAUAUUGAUUGUCAAAACAAUGGAAUACGUAUUGAUAAAAGACAUACGGCCGGGUCAAAAAAACAUUAAUGUAGUGUUUAUUGUUCUGGAAGUUGGUCAUCCUACCAUUACCAAAGAAAACCGCGAAGUUCGAACGUUUAAAGUGGCAGACAGUACAGCAUGCAUGAAUGUUUCAAUUUGGGACGAACCUGGACAGCUUUUAGUACCAGGGGAUAUUGUAAGAUUAACAAAAGGUUAUGCUUCUGUUUGGAGACAAUGCUUAACUUUGUAUUCUGGAAAAAAUGGAGACAUACAAAAAAUUGGUGAAUUUUGUAUGGUAAUAAAUGAACAGUUAAACAUGAGUGAACCAAAUCCUGCUUUAGCGCAACAAAUGAUUAACCAAAGUGGUUCUGGUCCACCUGGUAGUAAUGUUAACAAUACUAUUACAAAUAAUGGAAAUGCAAAUAAUAUCACUGGCCAACCUGGAAGGCAACCAUUGACAAUUCAAAGUAAUUCAACAACACCUGCUAGUGGUACUUCUGGUAGUUCAACAACAACAAAGAGUGGAAACAAUAAUAAUAAUAGCACUGGUGGAAAUAGUGGUAAUACUUCAGGACUUCCAGGGGGAUCUGCAAGAUAUUCUGGUGAUUCAACAACAAAAACAUCUGUUGCAACAAAAACUAAUUCUCGUGGUCGUGGGGGGUACAGAAAUGGUGGACGCAGUGAUCGUAGAUAACAUAUAAAUAAAAAGUGGUUAAUUAUAUAUGUGUAAUAAAAAUAUGCAAUUGGUUAUAUAAUAUUUAGGAUAACUGUAAUAUACUGUUUUUUUAAUAAUCCUGUAUAUGUGUAUUCAUGAAUUAAUGUAUACGAUAGAUUUGUCUUAGAAUAUAACAUCAUGAAUUGAAGACAAUCCAAUUAAGUAGAAUAGAUGAAAAAUACUAUCAUCAAUGAUAUAAUAUAUUAAUGUUUCAGUGAAUUAAUUUUAAUUCAUAUAUUUGGAAUCAUUGAGUUUUGUACAUUUCUUAAUUUAAAUCUGGAGCUUGUCUUCAAAUCAUAGUAAAAGUA
This is a messenger RNA of Bombus impatiens (common eastern bumble bee), 1320 nucleotides long. Its product is annotated as SOSS complex subunit B homolog. The transcript has 2 exons. The record is from RefSeq and is a predicted model, not a curated record. Bases 296 to 991 code for a protein of 231 amino acids. NCBI's taxonomy places the organism in Eukaryota, Metazoa, Arthropoda, Insecta, Hymenoptera, Apidae. Gene Ontology annotation, biological process: double-strand break repair via homologous recombination; response to ionizing radiation; mitotic cell cycle checkpoint signaling. Gene Ontology annotation, molecular function: DNA binding. Gene Ontology annotation, cellular component: SOSS complex.